Seminavis robusta is the source of this 405-nucleotide messenger RNA. The record is from the annotation of a GenBank genome assembly. Lineage: Eukaryota; Bacillariophyta; Bacillariophyceae; Naviculales; Naviculaceae.
AUGAAGAUUCCAAUGCCAGUAAUCUUAGUGAAUGAUGAGGACGAAACCGACGAUGUUUCGGUUCUCUCCACCUGCGAGGGCGAGGGACCCUUGAAUUCCUCGAACUUCUCUCGAUGGGCUCGAAAUGGAGGUAGAGCAAAUACAGCGAACUUUUCUCGAUGGGCACGAAACGACUGCAGGAGUGAUCAAGGGCUGCCCAAUCUUCCCAGGCGACAGGACAGCCUGAUCCACGAGGCGAUUGAAGCUGAAGGUCACAGAGGCAGUCUCAUCGACAGGCCCAAAACACACCGCCAUCGCAACACAGUGCGAUGUGUGCCUCCUCGCGUUGAAAGAUAUCGCAUGGCAAAGGCACAGAAAUAUUCUUCCCUCUCACCUCUUGUGCUGGCAAGACAUGUGUCAUACUAA